Molecule: messenger RNA, 1317 nt
Organism: Andrographis paniculata
Lineage: Eukaryota; Viridiplantae; Streptophyta; Magnoliopsida; Lamiales; Acanthaceae
Product: E3 ubiquitin-protein ligase CHIP-like
Exons: 8
Coding region: 253-999 (248 amino acids)
Biological process (GO): protein quality control for misfolded or incompletely synthesized proteins; positive regulation of proteolysis; cellular response to misfolded protein
Cellular component (GO): cytoplasm
Molecular function (GO): ubiquitin protein ligase activity; protein-folding chaperone binding
Source: RefSeq, a predicted model, not a curated record
UACAGACAAAUUUGACAAAUUGGAUUCCCGCAUUCGCUCGCGACCAAAAUCCGUUUUGUGAUUCUGCUCUUCGUUCUUCUCGGGAAACCCCGAUUUCUUGUAGUCAGAUUUACGGUUGAUACAGGGGCUUUGGGGGAAGGAAGAUUGAAGAAUUUCCCGACGGAAUGGUGGCUACGGCGGCGAAACAGGCGGAGCAGCUCAGACUCGACGGCAACACUUAUUUCAAGAAAGAUCGUCUUGGAGCUGCCAUUGAUGCUUAUACGGAGGCUAUUGCGCUGUGCCCUAGUGUUCCGAUAUAUUGGACGAAUCGUGCUCUCUGCCAUCGGAAGCGGAAGUAUUGAAUGGACGCGAGUUGAGGAAGAUUGCAGAAGAGCGAUUCAGCUGGAUCAUCAUUCUGUCAAAGCUCAUUAUAUGCUUGGUCUAGCACUGCUUCAAAGGAAAGAAUACGCAGAAGGUGUCAAGGAAUUGGAAAAGGCAUUAGAUCUCGGGAGGGGCGCGAAUCCCAAGGGCUACAUGGUAGAGGAGAUUUGGCAGGAGCUUUCAAGAGCAAAAUACUUGGCGUGGGAGCACGAAUCAACCAAACGUUCGUGGGAGCUUCGAAACCUGAAAGACACCUGUGAGGCAGCAUUGAAGGAGAAGCAUUUCCUUGAUAAUUGUGGAGACCAAGGCGCAGUAGAUGGAACUACCCAAUCUAUUUCCGAGCAAUUGAAAGCAUUGGACCGAGUAUUCCAGAAAGCUUCUGAAGUUGAUACUCCAACUGAGGUGCCCGACUACCUGUGCUGUAAAAUAACCUUGGAUAUCUUCCGAGAUCCUGUAAUUGCGCCGAGUGGAGUUACAUACGAGAGAGCUGUGAUCCUUGACCAUUUGCAAAAGGUGGGCAAAUUCGACCCUAUCACCCGCGAAACACUUUACCCCUCUCAGCUGAUUCCAAAUUUUGCCCUAAAAGAAGCUGUAAGAGCAUAUCUGGAGAAGCAUGGUUGGGCGUAUAAAAUGGAUUGAUAUCGGUAUGUACCGUGCCCGGAAGAUCUUUGCUCGUCUAAUUGUGCUUUGCAUCUAAGAUUUGAUAUUGCCUGUGUUAGUUCAUCCUCCUAAAUGUACAGAGAUAGCAACUGAUUGUAUAGUGUCUCUAGAUGAUAUCUCUGCCUUAAAAAAAAUGCAUAUUUAUUUAGUUGUCGAGUUGUUCAUCCUCGGGUUUAUUUUGUUGUGUUUAUCAGCUUUCUUCAUGAGAAUUAAAAUGUGAAAUGAUUCGCUCUAUCGGCUAUACAGUUAUGAGUGCAGUGUAAUGCUCGACUUUAUUGAGAUUGUUUACAGAACCUA